AUGCAAACAAACUCGGCACAGUGUGGUCCAUGUAAGGGACACCGGGUGGCAGCAGGUGAGACAUUCUUCUACCGAGAACACAGCAAACCACGGGUGGAGACAUCAUACCGCAUUCGCCUUGUCUCUGGUACCUCCAAUUCUGCCCUGUCAGAGAGUGUGGCUAAGUGUCUCAAUACGCCUCUCUGCCGUACGGAGAUCAAGCGCUUUGCGAAUGGAGAGCUAAACAUUAAGAUUCUAGAUGAUAUUCGCGGUGAUGACUGCUUUAUUAUUCAACCGACUGCCGGUAACGAAGAGACCGAUCUCAACACCUCCAUGAUGGAACUCUUGCUACUCGUGCACACACUGAAACUCUCCUCCGCCAAGCGCAUCACCGCCAUUGUGCCGUACUUUGCAUACAGCCGCCAGGACCGCAAGACGGAGCCGCGUGUUCCCAUUUCCGCCUCCGCCGUUGCGCAACUCAUUCAGUGUAUGGGCGUUGACCGCGUGGUGACACUCGAUCUGCACUGCGGGCAGAUUCAAGGCUUCUUCCGCAAUAUGCCCGUCGACAAUCUCCUCAUGUUCCCCGAGUUCGCCGCGUACAUUAAGCGGCAGCCGUGGUUUGACGCCCAGCGCACAGUUGUGGUCUCGCCGGACGCGGGCGGAGUGGAGCGGGCGAAUGUGCUCGCCGACCGCAUUGGCGCCAGUCACAUUGUCACUAUUCUCAAGCGCCGCGUGGAGGCGGGCCGCGUGGACUCCAUGCAGACGGUUGGGAACGUGGAUGGCUACACGUGCAUUAUUGUGGACGACAUGGUCGACACCGCCGGGACUCUCUGCAAGGCGUGUGAUCUCCUGAAGGAAAUGGGCGCCGUGCGGCUCGUCGCGUGUGCGAGUCACGGCAUUCUCACCGACCCCGCCUGCGAGCGCAUCUCCCGCUGCGACGCCCUCAGCGAACUCGUCGUCUCCGACUCCAUCUCGCAACAUGUGAACUCGCAGAAGUGCAGCAAACUGACGGUCCUCACCAUCGCCCCGCUGCUCGUGCAGGCCAUCCACAAUCUCCACCAAGAGGCCUCACUCUCAUCCCUCUUCGUGAAGUAG
This is a messenger RNA of Trypanosoma theileri, 1074 nucleotides long. RefSeq names its product putative phosphoribosylpyrophosphate synthetase. Gene Ontology annotation, molecular function: magnesium ion binding; ribose phosphate diphosphokinase activity. Gene Ontology annotation, cellular component: cytoplasm; ribose phosphate diphosphokinase complex. NCBI's taxonomy places the organism in Eukaryota, Euglenozoa, Kinetoplastea, Trypanosomatida, Trypanosomatidae. The transcript has a single exon. Gene Ontology annotation, biological process: purine nucleotide biosynthetic process; 5-phosphoribose 1-diphosphate biosynthetic process. The record is from RefSeq and is a predicted model, not a curated record. Bases 1 to 1074 code for a protein of 357 amino acids.